AGAGUUCUUGGAGUUCACGUUACCGGCAUGGAAGAAAUGUUGGCUUUUGUGAUGCUUCAGUGUGGCCCUCCUCAAUAAAAAUGGCAGGAGUUCCUGGAGUGAGAGCCCUCCUCACUGUGCAGCGAUCGGUGACAUUGCAGCACAGCUUUUUUGGCUUCACUCCAAUACAUUUUGCAUCAGCCUGCUUCCCCAGAAGGCUUUACAGUACUUCAACAGGAAGUACUGAAACAAAGCCGCCGGUAAACCCGGAGAAUGAAUCUCUGCUCGAGAACUUGAACCUCAUGGGAGUUGACGUGAGGAUGGCACGCCAGCGUCAGCCUGGGGUGCUUCGUAAAAUCUUCACUAAUGAGAAUGGCCUCGCUCAGUUCCUGCAAGGAAAAGGUGCCGGCCGCAAAGUCAUUGCUAGCAUAAUAUCCCGUUAUCCCCGAGCCAUCACUCGCUCCAUUGAACACUUGGAACAACGCUGGCAGCUGUGGAGAAACAUCUUCCAGACAGACGCAGAAAUCGUAAGCAUCCUGGAUCGCUCACCUGAGUCGUUUUUCCGCUCCAGUGAUAACGACAACUUGGAAAAGAACAUAGAUUAUCUGGUCUCACUGGGACUAAAUGCCAAAGAUCUCCACCGGCUGCUGACCACAGCACCGCGGACAUUCUCCAACAGCUUAGAGCUCAACAAGCAAAUGGUGGAGUUUCUGGAAGAUAUCUGCACAGAGCUCGGUGGAAGUAACCCAGAGCAGUUUGCAAAAAUGGUCAUAACAAGAAAUCUUUACAUUCUAAUCAGAAGCACUAAGAGAGUCAAGACAAACAUCGACAACCUGAAAGCAUCACUUAAGUUGAGUGAUUCAGAACUGCUGGCUCUUCUUCAAGGCCACGGGGCAGAAAUUCUGGACCUUUCCAACGAGUACCUGAAAAAGAAUUUCAACAGCCUGGAGCAGAAGAUGACCGCACUUGGCUGUCGGAAAGCUGAUGUUAAAAAACUGAUCAUCAACUAUCCGAUGAUCCUCUACAUUGGGCCUGACACUCUGAGCUCUAAACUAGACUGUCUUUUAAAAGGAGGAAUAACAAUGAAGCAGAUACUGGAAAAGCCCAAAGUUUUGGACUACAGCACACAAAACAUUACAGGGCGACUAGAGGAACUGAGAAGGUUGGGCUAUGACUUCCAGAAGAAUGGCAUCAACAUCCUCGAUUCAAGUCGAAAGCGGUUUGCCGCAAAAAUAGAAAAACUUUCUGCCUCACCAGAAGAAUGAGUGUAGCUUGCUGCCUGUCAGACAGUGUUGGCUGAUACUUUUUCAUCUUUUUGACUUAAGAAUAAUCAGGUUUUAUGUUCAGAGAUAAUAUGAUUGAGCUCUUUUAAUAUCCCAAACUUAAUUCCAGUAUUGAAAUCUAAACAUUGUGCCUGUGAUAUUCUUCUAGUCUCACAAAAGUAAUUAAAGCAGUAAAAAUAAUAAGUUGAAGGUCUGGGGACAUGGAAUUACAUUUGAAGCUAAUGAGUAAAAGGAAAUUGUCAGUGGAUUACCCAUUAUGUAAUGUUUCAGCUCAAA
This is a messenger RNA of Maylandia zebra (zebra mbuna), 1538 nucleotides long. RefSeq names its product mitochondrial transcription termination factor 1 (gene mterf1). NCBI's taxonomy places the organism in Eukaryota, Metazoa, Chordata, Actinopteri, Cichliformes, Cichlidae. The record is from RefSeq and is a predicted model, not a curated record. Gene Ontology annotation, biological process: termination of mitochondrial transcription; regulation of DNA-templated transcription. Gene Ontology annotation, cellular component: mitochondrial matrix. Gene Ontology annotation, molecular function: double-stranded DNA binding.